AAUAAUAAUCAUAAUAUUGAAAAUCACGUUUAUACAAAAAAAAAAAGACGAUGGCAAAUCGUAUAACAUUGCAUCAUCAACAUGAGAGAGAUUAUACACGUACAACCCUAAACCCUAAAUUUUAAACCUGAAAUCCGAUCAAAAUAUAUAUAAAAAAAACAAAGAGAUUUGUAUCAAAACAUGUUCAAAGGGGUUGACUAAGUUUUUGCCCGGAAUUAGAGGUUGUGUCCAUGUUGGUCCCUCAUGGCCAACCAACUAUUACUCCUUUUUUAUUUGCUCUUCACGUCUCUCUCUUCUUUCCCUUGUGGUGUUUUUAUCACAAAAAAAGGUCUUUUACCCACAAACACAGUCACGACAUGCUUUGCCCCAAGUUUUCCUUUUCCUUCACUUUCCUGUGUUUCUCCCUGGAGAGGAUAAUGUACAGUUUCUUGUGCCGAUGAUUCAUCGCAAAUCCAAGUAAAAGGAGCCAACUUUCUCGCUCUUUUCAUCUUUUUAUAAUCUGGGUCUUCUCCCUUUUGGUGGAACAAAUUCUGGGUCUUGGCUUUUAAGCGCAGACAGAAAAUCAGGUUGAUGCAAUAGUUUCUCUACCUGAUCCAUUCGUCUCCCGAAAAACAACAACUUUAAUCUUUGUUUUGUCUUGUUUUUCACCUGGGCUCUCUCCAUCUGCAGAAACAGGGCCUGGGUUUUGAUCGGAGUUCGCAGACAGAGAUGCUGCAGCCGAAGAUAUUCUGGUUUUUUAUCAAAGCUUUCACGGUUCUAGUGUUGUUAGGACUAGACCUCGCUCGGGCUGGUCCACAUCGUAUUCUGUUGGAUACAGAUGUGGACACCGACGAUUUCUUCGCCCUCUUGUACCUCUUGAAGCUCAACAGAUCAGAAUUCAGUCUCGAGGUUGAACACACUUCACUUCUUCACCAUCACCAAUCAUCAUCUUCCACUCUCCUCAGUUCUUUCUCCUCCCUGAGUUUACUGCAGCUACUCGCUUGCGAUCUGAUCUGGUUUUCUAUGCUGUGUCAGGGGAUCACCAUCAAUACAAAUGCGUGGACAAACGCGGGGCACGCGGUGAACCAGAUAUACGAUGUUCUAUACAUGAUGGGUCGUGAUGAUAUCGACGUUGGAGUCGGGGGUGAAGGCGGCAUUCUCGACGACGGCUCCAUUCUUCCUGACGUCGGUGGUUAUCUUCCCAUCAUCGAACAGGGGAUGACGACAACAGGAUGGUGCAGAUACAGACAGGCCAUUCCCAAAGGUCUUGGGGGAAGGCUUGACAUUGACACCAACUACGGAUUCCGCAAACAGUUCCUCCCUCAGGGAAGCAGGAGGUACACUCCACUCCGUCAAGAAACGUCUCAGCAAGUGAUCAAAGACAAAGUGUCUAAAGGUCCGAUCACUGUGUUCGUAAUCGGAGCUCACACUAACCUCGCCAUCUUCCUGAUGUCGAAUCCUCAUCUGAAGCGAAACAUCCAGCACAUAUACGUGAUGGGAGGCGGCGUAAGAUCGAGGAACCCUACCGGUUGCUGUCCUAAGAACUCCAAAGAUUCUUGCACGCCUCGCCAGUGCGGAGAUCGAGGGAAUCUCUUCACCGAUUACACCAGUAACCGUUACGCAGAGUUCAACAUGUUUGCUGAUCCUUUCGCUGCUUAUCAGGUGUUUCAUUCGGGUGUUCCGGUCACGCUUGUUCCUUUGGAUGCAACAAACACCAUACCCAUCAACAAGAAGUUCUUCGAAACGUUCGAGACGAACCAAAGAACUUACGAAGCUCAAUACACUUUCUUGUCCCUAAAAAUCGCUCGAGACACUUGGUUUGAUGACCAGUUCUACACUAGCUACUUCAUGUGGGAUUCUUUCUUAGCCGGUGUGGCUGUCUCGAUCAUGCGUAAUUCUGGGAAAGACAACGGUGAAAACGAUUUUGCAAAGAUGGAGUACAUGAACAUUACCGUCGUGACGUCGAAUAAGCCUUACGGGAAAUCUGACGGAUCGAAUCCGUUCUUUGACAACCGGAGGGUUCCAAGGUUCAACCUGACUCGGGGAGGAGUUCACAGCGGUCAUGUUCAGACAGGUCUGAGAGAUCCAUUCUGUGUUUCGAAAGGAGAAGGAAAAUGCAUGGACGGUUACACGAAGGAGACUUCUGGGUCGGAUUCUGUUCGUGUUCUUGUGGCUACAAGAGCAAAACCGAACAAAGACACUGGAAGCAAACUGGACAGAGAGUUCUACGUUAGCUUCCUAGAAGUUCUGAACAGGCCUGAGCAAACUGCUAGGUUUAACUUCUCGACAGAGUUUCCGUACUACAGAGAAGAAUUGUACAUACCAGACUUGAGCAAGAAACGGAUUGGGAAGCCAGUGGUGUUCGACAUGGACAUGAGCCCUGGAGAUUUCCUCUCUCUCUUCUUCCUCCUGAAAGUUCCUGUGGAAAUUAUCGACUUGAAGGCGAUAAUGGUGAGUCCGACAGGGUGGGCAAACGCGGCGACGAUCGAUGUAGUGUACGAUUUGCUUCACAUGAUGGGUCGCGAUGACAUUCCGGUGGGUCUCGGCGACAUGUUCGCCGUCAACCAGUCGGACCCCAUUUUUCCGGCGGUCGGAGAUUGCAAGUACGAGAAAGCUGUUCCUCAAGGUAGCGGCGGAUUUCUCGAUUCCGACACUCUCUACGGCCUUGCCCGUGAUCUACCCAGAAGCCCCAGGAGAUACACAGCAGAGAAUUCGGUAAGAUAUGGAGCUCCAAGGAACACAGAUCGGCCUGAGCUCCGUCAACCUUUGGCACUUGAAGUUUGGGAAAACAUGGUGAAAUCCAUGAAUGGAGAAUCUAAGGUCACAGUCCUAACCAAUGGACCCUUGACUACCCUGUCCAAACUCCUCUCAUCUCAGAAGAACUUGACCUCUGCAAUCAAGGAAGUUUACAUAGUGGGAGGACAUAUAGACAGAAGAAACACAGACGAGGGAAACAUCUUCACCGUCCAUUCAAACAAAUACUCCGAGUUCAACAUGUUUCUUGAUCCUUUAGCAGCAAAGAACGUUCUGGAAUCAGAUCUGAACAUCACCCUCAUACCGUUAGGAACCCAACGCAAGUUGAACUCCUUCAAAACGAUGCUUAACCAACUCUUCUUGUCAACGAAAACUCCAGAGUCUCGGUUCAUCCAGCGUUUGCUCGGGAGAUUGUAUGCCCUUCACCAGAAUCACUACAGAUACCAACAUAUGGACAUGUUCUUGGGGGAGAUUUUGGGAGCAGUUUUCUUGGGGGGUGAUGCGACUGAACUGAAACCAAAACUGGGAACAGAGUAUGUCAGAGUGAUUGCAGAAGGAGAUGAAUCAAGAGAUGGCCGAGUUUCGGUAGAUAGAGUUCAUGGGAAACGAGUAAGGGUACUCGAAAACGUAGACCCGAGAGCUUGCUACGAGAUAUUUGCCUCACGACUUGGCGAUAAGAAACAGUCUGCGGUUAUAGGAAGCUUUGAAGAACAGAAGAAGAAAUGGAACACACCGCCAAGUUAAAACCACUGUUUCUUUUUUCUUCUUCACGUUUUCAUUACAGAUCUUUUUUCUUACAGCCGACAGGAACUAUUAUUGAUUCUUUUCUUUUUAGAA
Messenger RNA from Tarenaya hassleriana, 3570 nucleotides. RefSeq lists its product as uncharacterized. The record is from RefSeq and is a predicted model, not a curated record. The transcript has 11 exons. The coding region runs from base 709 to 3477 and encodes 922 amino acids. Gene Ontology annotation, molecular function: hydrolase activity, hydrolyzing N-glycosyl compounds. Lineage: Eukaryota; Viridiplantae; Streptophyta; Magnoliopsida; Brassicales; Cleomaceae.